Messenger RNA from Leptosomus discolor (cuckoo roller), 957 nucleotides. The record is from RefSeq and is a predicted model, not a curated record. NCBI's taxonomy places the organism in Eukaryota, Metazoa, Chordata, Aves, Leptosomiformes, Leptosomidae.
GUUUAUACUAUCAACUUGGAAUCUCGUUAUUUACUAAUACAAGGAGUUCCUGCAUUAGGCGUUAUGAAGGAAUUAGUUGAGCAAUUUGCAUUAUAUGGUGCCAUUGAAGAGUAUCAUGCUCUAGAUGAAUAUCCUGCAGAGCAAUUCACUGAAGUUUAUCUUGUAAAAUUCCAAAAACUGCAAUGUGCAAGGGUGGCCAAGAAAAAAAUGGAUGAACGAAGUUUCUUUGGUAGUUUGCUGCAUGUGUGCUAUGCUCCAGAGUUUGAAACAGUCCAAGAAACUAGGGAGAAGUUGCAGGAUAGAAGAAAAUAUAUAGCAAAAGCAACAAAUCAAAGAGAUUGCUGUGGGUUAAAGGACAUAGAGGGGCCUAAGAAGACAGUCUUGAAGAACACCAAGCAUGACUGUCGGUGGAGUACAUCAGGAUCAUGUGCAGCCAGUAACUGGGAUCCAUCCUGCUUCACAAGUUCUCAUGGGGUAUCCCACAACAUAGGGCAUCCGUCUGGAAACCAUAAUCAGAGCCUGUUCACAUCCCCCUAUGAUAACAAUUUUGCUGAAACUUCUGGGUACUUUGGUCAAAAUGCUUCUCUAACUCUCAGCGGACAUCCAGGAGGACAUACUCCACCAACGUCCUUAGUGCAGCACAGAAUGGUUCUGAUUGAUAAUGGAGUCGAUAGGUUUAUGCCUCGUACAACUUGCCUGCAAGAACGUAAGAGGAAGAGAGAAGAAGGUAACAAGUUUUCCCUCGUUGGAACAAGCGCGGACAAUACUGAAGUCAUUAUUGGUCCACAGCUACCAGAAAUACCUAAAGUGGAUAUGGAUGACGACUCACUGAAUACUUCAGCUACAUUAAUUCGAAAUAAACUGAAAGAGGUGGCAGAUUCUGUUUCAAGAACAUCUGUGGAAAAGACAGAGAGUAGCUCAGCCAAACCAUUUGUAAAGCAGAGAAGAAGAAUAUAG